This is a messenger RNA of Achroia grisella, 4679 nucleotides long. Its product is annotated as dyslexia-associated protein KIAA0319. Gene Ontology annotation, cellular component: plasma membrane; cytoplasmic vesicle. NCBI's taxonomy places the organism in Eukaryota, Metazoa, Arthropoda, Insecta, Lepidoptera, Pyralidae. The transcript is spliced from 14 exons. The coding region runs from base 212 to 3310 and encodes 1032 amino acids. The record is from RefSeq and is a predicted model, not a curated record.
AAUAUAUCAAUAUGAAACCUAUACAUUGCAUAUUUAUGUUGUAAAUUAUAUUAAAUAGUCAAACGACCCCAGUUUAAACACCCACGUAAAAGUUUAUCUACAAACACCAGGAUUUGCAGACUGAUAGCAUUAGCGGAAUUGGCUGAACUCGAUGUUCCAUCCGCUCUAAUUAAUAAUUUCAUCAGACGAUUCUAAUUUAUAGUUUUAAAAUAUGAAUAAUUGUGUUUGGAAUUAUUGUGGUUUAAUUAUAUUGCUGUGCAUUUUUAAUGUAAGAAUAUCUUUUUCACAAUAUAAUAAGCCAUGGAGUGAUAAAUAUGAAAACAAUAAAUGCCCCAAAUUAUUUCCAAAAAAUUUUGUGAAUUAUGCUCCCGUAGGGAACCUUACUGCUGGAAACUACACAGAGAAGACUGGGAUAAAAGGUCUCCCUCAAUGUGUAAUGGCAUGUUGUCUUAGUGAGACAUGUAAUAUUGUAUUCAUUGUCGACUCAAGAUGUUUCCAUGUCGAAUGUGUCAGUGAUGAGCUGUGCUUGCCACUACCGAAGACUCCUGGUAAUCGCAAAUGGGAUGCACAUCUUUCAAUGAUAUUAGUUAAACCUGUUCUACCUAAUGAAAAUUGGUCGGACAUAUUAGAUCUAUCUAGUUAUUCAGAAGUCAGCAACAAUUUCUCACCUGAAGAAGAAUCACUCUAUGCACCUUAUUCAAAUCAUCACAAUGAAAUGCUAUCUGAAGUUGAAGACUCAAAUUUCUUGUCCCACUUCAUUAACAAUUUGCCAAAUAUGGAAGAGAGUGAAGGGAACAAUUAUAAUAAAUUUAGAGAAUCUAGUGACAGUGACAUGAUAAUGGACUCAACAAAUUAUCUUGAAAAUGUACCAUGUGAUAUGGGUGCUGGUGAUUGUCCAAUCAAUUCAGAUUGUAUACCAAUUGGACUAAAAGGAGGUCAUGGUAUCUGUAAGUGUGUGCCAGGUACAGAGCUUAUACAAAGCUCUUGUGUACCAAUACGGCCAUAUUCAAAGGGACCCACAAUACCUAUUGAUUCAAUUAAAAAAAGUGAUGAAAUAAUUCCUGAUUCAAAAAAUGAUAACUUAAAAACUGACACUUCAUCUCCUAAAACCAUACAAAAUUUAACUGUUUCUGUAUCAGAUAAAGAGGUUCAAUUGCCAGACAAUGAAGUGACUUUAGCGGCUUAUACAAUACCCAAUGAAAAAACAAGUAAUAGACAUUACAACUAUGUGUGGACCUUAGUAGAUCAGUCAAAGGGUGGUUUUACUGGAAAUAUGCAUCAAGAUGGUGCUACUGUUAAACUUACGGAUCUCACCGAAGGACAAUACAGAUUUAAAGUGACAGUUAAUGGCACUGAUUCAUAUGGAGAGGAAUAUGCUACUGUGACAGUAUUGCCUAAAGUCCGAAAAAAUACGCCACCAGUAGUAGUAAUUACACCACAGACACAAACUGUGAAACUACCCAAUUCUGGUGCUGUACUUGAUGGCAGUGCUAGCAAGGAUGAUGUUCAGAUAAUAUCAUGGCAUUGGGAUUUAACUUCUGGACCUAUAGGAUUCCAACCACCACUUGAAGAUAUACCCACUUUAGUGCUGAAAGAUCUAAAACAGCCUGGUGUCUAUACAUUCAAAUUAACAGUUGAGGACUCUGACCAUGUCAAGAAUUCAACCACAGCUAAUAUUACUGUUCUAAACCACACAGACUAUCCUCCUGAAGCCAAUGCAGGCCAAGAUGUAAUAAUAUACUUGCCAAAUAAUAAUCUCACGUUGAACGGGAGUUUGUCCACGGACGACCACGAGAUUACGUCAUGGGAAUGGACUAAGUCGACGGAAGAUGAAAACAAAGCUGUAGAUAUGCAGAACACACACUCACCUUACUUACAGCUAUCCAACUUAUCUGAGGGUGUGUAUACGUUUGUGUUGAAAGUAACAGAUUCAUCAGGUCAGUUUUCUACUGCUGAAGUGCAUGUUUUCGUGAAACCACCAACAAACACACCACCUGUAGCGGAUGCCGGUUCUGAUAUGUUCAUAUCUCUACCUCAAACAUGGAUAACAUUGAACGGUACCGGUUCGCACGACGACCACAAGAUCGUUGCAUACACUUGGCGUUGCUUGUCCGGCCCCACUAACUCUAACAUAAUCAACUUUAACGAAUCUGUAGCCAACGCUACGGCCCUCACUAAGGGGCAAUACAUGUUCUCGCUGACUGUUCUGGACGAUAACGGAAACUCCGCUAGUAACAACGUAUCAGUCACCGUAACUCAAAAUAAAAACAGUCCACCAAAAGCAGACGCCGGAGGAGAUCAAGUGUUAAAUCUACCCAUAUCUGUGCUGAUCCUUAACGGUUCGAGGUCAUCGGACGACUUUCGGAUAGUCACGUGGAAAUGGUCGCGAUCAGGGUCUGGCUUAGCCGCUGGUACUGUCAUACUUAAAUCGGACACGGAACCUGUACUAAUGCUAACAGAUAUAGAACCUGGUAGAUAUGUAUUUGAGCUGACCGUAACUGACGAUCAAGGCGAGUCGGAUCGUGACACUGUGAGCGUGCAAGUCAAACCUGACCCACUGGAGACAAGUCUACUAGAGAUGACACUGAAUAUACCUGUCUCAACAUUUACACAAAGCCAACUAGACUCUCUUGUACAAAAAAUGACAUUGUUAUUGAAGGACGACAUAAAAGUCAAUAUCAGUGCAGUUAGAGGUCAAGUGGAUUCUGGAAAUACACAACUCAUCUUUUUCUUGUCGAAGGAGGGUAAAGCGAUGGAGGGUGCGGCGGCGCUGCCGCUGUCGCGGGCGGCGAGCGCGGCGGCGGGCGGCGGUGGCGGGGGGGGCGGCGGCGGCGGAGUGCGCGUGCGCGCGGUGGCGUGCCUGAGUGCGUGCUCGGGCCGCGGCGCCUGCGACCGCGCCACGCGCACCUGCCACUGCGACGCCUUCUGGAUGCAGAGCCUCUUCACGCAGUUCGAUCCCGACGCGAUGCCCGACUGCGACUGGUCGGUGGUGUACGCGAGCCUGGGGCUGGUGGCGGCGCUGGUGAGCGCGGGCGCGUGCUGCUGGGGCUGCGCGCGCGCCGCUCGCCGCACGUGUGCGCCGCGCCCGCGCUCGCGCCCCAAGUACCGCCUGCUGCCGCUCGCCGCGCACGACGACGCGCCCUUUACGGGUAAAGACGUGUCAGAAACUGAAACGGAUUCAGAUGUUUUAUUUGAAUCUAAAGGUCAGACGACAUCAUUCCUAUCGCGAUCAAUGAACGGAGACGCACCCCAAGGGAAUGGAUGGAAGAAAAACGGACAUUAUAAAGGAAAUCGUAAGAUUAAAACGUAGCCAUCUAAAAUGUACCGUCUCUGUCAUUAAAUUAGUAUCGGUCAGUACAAGUGUUCUUAGAAACGUUACCGAAAAGAUUUUAGUUUCAAUAAAAAUCACUGUGACAAGCUAAUAUUUUUAAGAAUUACUUUUUUGGACUGGUAUUGUCUGGUAUGUAAUUCUUGGGUAUGUAGUAUAGCACAUAUCCUCGUUAUAGUUUCGAUAUAUCGAAAAACCUUUUCAAAUUAUACGGUUAAUGUAAGCAAAAGGUUAAAAUCAAAAUAAGUGUACCAGACUAUAUCUACAAUACAUUUUACUAAUGUAAAUGAAAGGCUAUGACGCUAGUAAAAUAUGACAAUUACCAUAAAGAGCAUCGAAAUUAAUGAAUAGUAGAACCAAUCAGAUUUUGUACUGUAGGAAACAUUUUUCGCAUGCCGUAUAGUAGUUAUAGUGAGUAAUUGUUAAUGACCCUGAAAUUUAUAACAACGAAUAAACGGAUUUUGUAUCAAACUUACAGAAUAACGCACAAUAAGUGGCAGAAGAUUUAUCAACAAAUCCAGCUUCCAUUUCUAAGUCAAUUAACGUAAGCCAUCAAUAAAUUGAAUAGUAAUAGAUAGGUUGAGUUUACUAUUACUAUCUUUUCCUGAUUUUGAUGAAUUUCUAGCGUUAUCCAGAACGCAUCAGGCUUUUGUAAAUUUUCUUCCACUGAUUUCCAAUACAAUAGUCUGUUUUGUAGUAUUUAUCUAGUAAGUACAUAUUAUAAUAUAUAUUAUUAUGAUUAUAGUUUUGCCAAAACAGUAAUGUUAACAUUUAUUCACGUUAUUAUUAUUUGCAUUAAAAGACAUUACAAGGCAAUUAAAGAUGUGAUAAAUUUUACAAUUUUAUUGAUUUUGGUAUUUGAUAUCCCAGUAUUAUUUUUUUUAAAUAAGUCAACCAUGAUGUUUUACGUAACUAAGUCAAUGAAUUAUGUAUAACUAUAUAAGAUAUUAGAUAAAAUUAAUAAACUUUCCUACUGUUGUUAUGCCAUUAUGUACAGAAAAAAGUAUGUGCCUAUUUAAUUUUAAUUUACUAACGAUACUUGAGGUAAAUAGUGUCUGCAAGGGAUAUCUGAUUCUUUAGCAAGGUUGUUACGGUUGGAAAUAUUUUUAUCCAAUCCUGUGACUAGAUGCACUGUGUAUGCAUUAUUACACUCGAAAUUAUGAAAUUAAAAUUAAUAGUGUAUAUGGAUAAUAGCAAAGUUAAAAUUGUUUAAAUUGAACUUCUUUCUACAUAGGUAAGUACAUUGGAAAUAAUUGAUAAAAAUAUUCAUACAAACUAUGCGGACAGUUAAUUUAUAUGGUAUUUAUAAGUUCCAAAUUUAUUGUCUUUUACUUCUUGGUGAAAGUGGUUC